Ananas comosus (pineapple) is the source of this 4955-nucleotide messenger RNA. RefSeq names its product regulatory-associated protein of TOR 2. Gene Ontology annotation, cellular component: TORC1 complex; cytoplasm. Gene Ontology annotation, molecular function: protein-macromolecule adaptor activity; protein binding. The transcript has 23 exons. Gene Ontology annotation, biological process: positive regulation of protein serine/threonine kinase activity; TOR signaling; cellular response to amino acid stimulus. The record is from RefSeq and is a predicted model, not a curated record. NCBI's taxonomy places the organism in Eukaryota, Viridiplantae, Streptophyta, Magnoliopsida, Poales, Bromeliaceae. Bases 418 to 4527 code for a protein of 1369 amino acids.
UCUUUUUGCUCGCUCGCCUUUUCGUUUUAUUUUUUUAUUUUUUUAUUAUUAUUAUUAUUAUUUUCGCUCCGCCAUUUCCCUCCGCCUCCUUCGCUCCCACCCUCCUCCCCUCGAGCGAAGCCUUUUUCUAGGGUUUUUGGGGCUCGGCCCUUCUAGGGUUUCAGAGAGCUGGAUUGCGCUGCGUUCUUCAGCAGGAUCUCCAUGAGCCGCUGGUCGAGCGGCUUCGUCGACUAGCCCCCGCCGCCUCCCCCUUCGCUCGGCCUCGUCGAUGCAGGGUUUCGGGCGAUUCUAGGGUUAGGGUUUCGCUAGGGAUUCCGGGAGAGGCGCGGCGCGGCGAUGGCGUCGUGUUCGGGGCCUGGAUGAGGUGAAUAUCGGGGUUCGGGGUGGGGGUCGGGGUUGGGGUUGGAGUCGUUUUAGAUGGCAUUGGGAGAUCUGAUGGCGUCGAGGUACUCGCCGUCGUCUUCUUCGUCGGUGUCUAACCACCUGGAUGAGUUCUCCGGUAGGGAGGACGGCGACGCCGCAUCCUCCUCCGUCUCCGCCGCCGUCGCGCAUCGGAGGGAGCCGUCGGAGGCCGCGGGGCUCCCGGCGGCGGCCGUGGCGGAUGCGGCCGCGAGCUUCGCUUACUUGCCGCAGACCGUUGUCCUUUGUGAGUCCCGGCACGAGGGAUUCGAGAAUUGUGUGGCGUUGGGGCCGCCCGACAACGGAUUGGUCUCGAAGUGGCGGCCCAAGGAUAGGAUGAAGACUGGGUGUGUUGCACUUGUGUUAUGUCUAAAUAUUAGUGUUGAUCCGCCAGAUGUAAUAAAAAUUUCUCCCUGUGCAAGAAUGGAAUGCUGGAUAGAUCCAUUCUCUAUGGCUCCCCCAAAAGCUCUUGAAACAAUUGGAAAAGCCUUGCAUACUCAAUAUGAAAGAUGGCAGCCUAAGGCUCGUUACAAACUUCAACUUGAUCCAACUGUUGAUGAUGUGAAGAAGCUUUGCAGUACUUGCCGCAAAUAUGCGAGGUCAGAGAGAGUCCUCUUUCAUUAUAAUGGGCAUGGAGUGCCAAAGCCUACUGCUAAUGGAGAAAUUUGGGUUUUCAACAAGAGUUAUACGCAAUAUAUACCGUUACAAAUCAGUGAUCUUGAUUCGUGGCUGAAAACUCCUUCUAUAUAUGUCUUUGACUGCUCAGCUGCGGGAAUGAUUAUCAACGCUUUUAUGGAGCGUCUAGAGUGUAAUCCAUCUAGCUCCUCAUCUUCAUCGAAGGACUGCAUUCUGCUUGCUGCCUGCCACGCACACGAAACUCUUCCGCAGAGUGCUGAGUACCCUGCUGAUGUAUUUACGUCCUGUCUCACUACACCUAUUAAAAUGGCAUUGCGAUGGUUCUGUUCUCGUUCAUUGCUUCGUGAUUCCCUUGAUUACUCUCUAAUUGACCAAAUUCCUGGUCGCCAAAAUGACCGGAGGACACUCCUUGGGGAGCUUAACUGGAUUUUCACUGCUGUAACUGACACAAUAGCAUGGAAUGUGCUCCCUCAUGAUCUGUUCCAAAGGCUUUUCAGACAAGAUCUUUUAGUUGCUAGUCUCUUUCGAAAUUUCUUACUUGCUGAGAGAAUUAUGCGAGCUGCAAACUGUUCUCCAAUAUCAUAUCCAGCAAUGCCUUCAACUCACCAGCAUCAUAUGUGGGAUGCAUGGGACAUGGCAGCUGAAAUUUGUCUUUCCAAGCUUCCACAGUUGGUUGCUGAUCCAAAUGCUGAGUUUCAGCCAAGCCCCUUCUUCACUGAGCAAUUGACAGCAUUUGAGGUGUGGCUUGAUCAUGGUUCUGAGCAUAAGAAGCCACCGGAGCAGCUGCCAAUAGUUCUACAGGUUUUACUUAGUCAAUCUCAUCGAUUUCGAGCUCUGGUUCUUCUUGGAAGGUUUCUUGAUAUGGGUCCUUGGGCUGUGGAUCAGGCCUUGUCUGUUGGUAUCUUUCCUUAUGUGCUCAAACUUCUACAAACAACUGCAAUGGAAUUGCGCCAAAUACUUGUGUUCAUCUGGACCAAGAUCCUUGCUCUGGAUAAGUCUUGUCAGGUUGAUUUGGUGAAAGAUGGCGGCCAUGCAUAUUUUAUCAGGUUUCUUGACAGCCUGGAUGCUUUCCCAGAACAGCGGGCAAUGGCUGCUUUUGUUCUAGCAGUGAUCGUAGAUGGACACCGGAGGGGACAGGAAGCAUGUAUUCAAGCAAAUCUAAUAGACGUUUGCUUGAGGCACCUUCAACCUGCAAAUCCUCAUGAUCCACAGUCUGAGCCUCUUCUUCUGCAAUGGCUUUGUCUGUGCCUCGGAAAGCUGUGGGAGGAUUUCCCAGAGGCACAGUUAGUAGGUUUACAAGCGGAUGCACCUGUGAUAAUCCUUCCUUUGUUGUCAGAGCCUCAGCCCGAGGUGAGAGCUUCUGCUGUUUUUGCCCUGGGCACCCUUUUAGAUGUUGGAUCUGUUACAUUUAAAGAUGGACAUGGAGGUGAGGAGGAUUGUGAUGAUGAUGAAAAAGUAAAGGCUGAGCUAAAUAUAGUCCGGAGCCUUCUGCAAUUCACUUCAGAUGGAAGCCCGCUGGUUAGAGCUGAGAUUUGUGCAGCACUUGCCCGUUUUGCCUUUGGUCAUAACAAGCAUUUAAAGUCUAUUGCUGCUGAAUACUGGAAGCCCCAAUCAAACUCUCUACUGACCUCGCUACCUUCGCUGGCUAAUAUUAGUAAUCCAACUAGUGGCUAUCCUAGCCAGUAUAUGCAGAGUGGAACCACCCUUUCCUCCCACAUUGGUCCUGUACUAAGAGUUGGGAGUGAUACCAGCGGUGCUGGCCGAGAUGGAAGAAUAUCAACAAGUAGCCCAAUUGCAUCUACUGGCAUUAUGCAUGGUUCUCCAGCAUCAGAUGAUUCUUCUCAACAUUCUGAUUCUGGCGUCCUAUUGAAGGAAAAUAUAAGCAAUGGUGUCAUCAGUUAUUCUAGAUCAAGGCCACUUGAUAGUCCGCUAUGUCUGCAGUUUAUCUUAGCUAUGUGUAAUAUGGCAAAAGACCCUUCUCCAAGAGUUGCGGGCCUCGCUCGAAGAACUCUCUCUAUUAUAGGCAUUGAAAAAGUGGUUACUAAAACUAUCAGGUUUGGUGGGGGAGCUACACACCAAGGAGAGAUAUCAGCUUCAUCUGCAUCAGCAAACUUUGCUGGAUUGACACGUUCAUCUUCAUGGUUUGACAUGAAUGCUGGUCAUUUGUCAAUGACUUUUAGAACGCCUCCUGUUAGCCCACCUCGUCAAAAUUACCUGACAGGAUUGCGUCGAGUAUGCUCUUUAGAGUUCCGGCCACACCAACUGAAUUCUCCUGAGACAGGCUUGGCUGCUCCACUUCUAGGUUCAGCUGGAUCUUCUGGCAAUUCAGAACACAGUUUACUUCCCCAAUCGGCCAUCUACAACUGGAGUUGUGGCCACUUUUCGAGGCCACUUCUUACGGCAGCUGAUGAUAAUGAAGAAAUCUUGGCUAGGAGAGAGGAAAGAGAAAAAAUUGCUUUCGACUGCAUUGCCAAAUGCCAGCGUUCUACAUGCAAACCAAGUAAUCAAAUUGCUAGCUGGGAUACAAAGUUUGAAAUGGGUACAAAAGCCAUAUUGCUUUUACCCUUUUCACCUAUAGUGGUUGCUGCAGAUGAGAAUGAGCGAAUCAAGGUGUGGAACUAUGAAGAAGGUACAUGUUUGAACAGUUUCGACAAUCAUGAUUUAUCUGACAGAGGAAUUUCUAAAUUAUGCCUUGUAAAUGAGCUUGAUGACAGCUUACUUCUAGUUGGUUCAAGUGAUGGAAAUGUUCGUGUGUGGAAAAAUUACACUGGAAAGGGCAAACAGAAGCUUGUAACGGCAUUUUCUUCCAUCCAAGGCAAUAGGUCCGGUGUUCGCAGUACAAACGCAGUUGUGGAAUGGCAGCAGCAGUCUGGUUAUUUGUAUGCUUCUGGAGAUACCUCAUCUAUUCAGCUUUGGGAUCUAGAAAAGGAACAGCUGCUAAGCUCCAUUUCGUCAUACUCAGAUUGCAAUAUCUCCGCACUGUCUGCCUCGCAAGUCCAUGGGGGUCAAUUCGCAGCUGGUUUCAUGGAUGGUUCUAUCAGGAUAUUUGAUAUCCGUACCCCUGAAAUGCUUAUCUGUAGAGCAAGACCGCAUACUGAGAGAUUGGAGAAAGUGGUAGGAGUAGGCUUUCAACCCGGAUUUGACUCAUCCAAGAUUGUUAGUGCAUCUCAAGCGGGGGACAUCCAGUUCCUGGACAUACGGAACCAAUCCGAGCCAUAUCUCACCAUCAAAGCCCACAGGGGCUCUCUCACAGCAUUGGCUGUUCACCGCCACGCACCAGUUAUUGCGAGUGGCUCAGCCAAGCAGAUAGUCAAAGUCUUCAGCCUCGAAGGGGAACAACUACACUUCAUUCGAUACUACCCAACCUUCAUGGCACAGAGGAUUGGGUCCGUGAGCUGCCUCGCCUUCCAUCCAUACAAAGCACUUCUCGCCAUCGGCACCUCCGAUGCUUGUGUGUCAAUCCAUGCCGACGAUAAUUACCAGGUAAGAUGAAAUGUAAAAAAGGUUUCAGCAUCAGUUCCACUUGGGGGGAAUAUCGGAGGGAAAAGCUCGAAUGUCUUAGCCCAAAAAUGACCCAGCUAGCGUGGCUAUAACAGCGUUGUGGUUGGUGAUUCUAUGCACCUCCGGCGUGCAUGUGGAAUUUGUAUGUCUCUCAAAAUUCAUUAGCCUCUCUUGCAGAAAGGUUGCCACUCUUGCCGACACAUCACUAGGAGGCUUUUACAAAAUAAUUAUACUUAGGUAAAAAGAUGUAAAUAGUUUUCUUUGUAUUUGGGUGGUUAUUUUCUUCUCUUGUACUUUUUUCUUCUUCGUUCAAUUGUAAGAGCUCCAGAUUGUUCAGAUCAUAAGUUCUAGUCGCUUCUUGGGCAAGAGUUUGUUUGUAUUGUUGCUGGAAAAGUUUACUGAUCUCAGAUCAUUGUGUA